Messenger RNA from Lycium barbarum (goji berry), 1038 nucleotides. RefSeq lists its product as uncharacterized. Lineage: Eukaryota; Viridiplantae; Streptophyta; Magnoliopsida; Solanales; Solanaceae. Gene Ontology annotation, molecular function: protein binding. The coding region runs from base 1 to 1038 and encodes 345 amino acids. The record is from RefSeq and is a predicted model, not a curated record. The transcript is spliced from 2 exons.
AUGGGUGAUCAUCUUCCACGGGAUCUCUUGACCUACAUAUUCUCAAGACUUGGUGUCAAACAACUUUGUAAGCUCAAAUGCCUCCCAAAAGAAUGGCUUAAUACAAUUUCCAGUCCCCAUUUCAAGAAACAACAUCUCGAUCAAUCGAAGAAAAGGCCAACUCUGUCUCUUAUCAGCUCUCCAAGAAGUAAUUACUCGUUCUUGUCCCAACUCUUCUGGGCUAGACUUGUUAUGUUUUUACCAAACUGGCUAUCUGGGAAAAAUAUAGAUUUGCAAUCCCUUUACCAAAAAGACUCUAGCUUUGCCCAUGCUUUUUGGCUUUGCUGGUCGAGCUUAGGCUAUGUCUCUUCGACAAAUGAGUACAAAAUUGUAGCAUCAUAUGAGGGGAAAGUGAAAUAUGCUGAUGGGGAUUUCUAUACUGGUUUUGAAGAAUCUUUGUGUUUCAAUAUCCUAACCCUUAAGCUAGAGGAAGAAACAAGUGUGGUAGGGUCAUGGAGAGACUUGUUGUUGAGUUGCACACAAUAUUCUGGAACAUGUCAUCAACCAAUCCACAUCAACGGGUUCAUUUAUUGGCUUGCGUUUGCAAAAUAUAAUACCUUAAGUAGUGAUCAUGUGAGAAUUCUUGAAAUGAACUUGGAAAAUGAGGAAAUAAAGACCUUCUGUUGUCCCAAUGGCUUUAGUGACUUUGGGUUUUCACAUUUGUCUGAGAUAAAUGGACAUUUAUGCUUGGUUCAGAAUAAAAGGGAUGGACAUAUGUUAAAUAUUUGGAUGUUGAUGGCCCAUGAGAGUGAAGCAUGGUGUCUAGAGUAUAGUAUUGAGGUUCAUGAGAGUGCUUCUCACUACAAUAUUAUUGGCUAUUUACCAAGAAAUAAUGAGAGUACUGGAGACAUCUUGAUUAGGUCCUUAAAAGGUGAUCUAUUUUGCUAUGAAACUGAUACAAAAAGUUUCAAAGAAUUGCAGAGUUUAAAUAUAGUGGAAUAUAAGUGGUGUGCUCUUUUCUAUGACAGCUUCUUCUCUAUAGGCCUGCCAGGAAAUUAG